Molecule: messenger RNA, 3274 nt
Organism: Hydractinia symbiolongicarpus
Lineage: Eukaryota; Metazoa; Cnidaria; Hydrozoa; Anthoathecata; Hydractiniidae
Exons: 1
Coding region: 214-1590 (458 amino acids)
Biological process (GO): regulation of GTPase activity
Molecular function (GO): GTPase activator activity
Source: RefSeq, a predicted model, not a curated record
UGUUAUUCUAUUUUUUUUUGCGGCAGAUAAAGGUCGACACGAAAAGGACAGUACAUAGAAAGAGAAAAAUAUGAUGGUAGCGUAGCGACUUGAUUUUUGCCUGUGGUUAACUACAUACCGUUUGACCUGCGAUUUUGAAGAAAAGUUUUAACCCUGCUGUCUCCAGGCUUUUACGCUGGCAAAACUUUUCAUUGCCAAACCAAGAAAGAAAAGAUGUCUUCAAAAAAGGAAAGUAAGUUAAAUGGCAAUUCUCUUAUUGAUGAUUCGCCAGAUAGCGAAAAAACUGAUUGGCAAAGUAAGAUGUUAAAAAGAUUGAUAGAGAGUGCCAUCCCGGAACCAAUAAAAGUUGCUUGUACUAUCUCUCCACCUGGUAAACCAGAAUAUCUUGGAGAGGAAUAUCAUGGUCGUAUAUCCAAGGAAGAAGAAAAGAGACUUUUAGAAGGUAAAUCUGGCAGAUACAUUGUAAGAGAGAGUUUUUCUACUACUGGUUUACAUGAGUAUACAUUGGCGUUUAACCAUGAUGGAGAAAUUCGACAUGUUAAACUUAUAUACAAUCCAAUAAGUAAUACUUUUAAAACAGAUUCCAGUGAAAAAGACUUCAAAUCAGUAUUAGAACUAAUGACGGAUGUGUUAGGUCUUUUUCAAGAUAUUAAGCGUAGUCAAUCAAAUGGAAAUUUUAGUAAGAAAGAAAAAUAUAGCAAGCCACAUUUGUUUAAAAGUCAUAAUUACAAACAUCCAAAAUGGUGUGAUGAAUGUGGACAAUUUUUAUGGGGUUUAUUUAAUCAAGGAUACAAAUGUGAAGAUUGUGGAAUAAAUGUUCACAAGAACUGCAAAGAUCUAGCCCCAUUACCUUGCUCAAAAGUAAUAAUGGGUCCUAAGAUCUCUUUUUCUAAAGAGGGUACAAGAUUUUCAAAAAAGCGUAGUUUAAAGUCUGAUCAAGGAAAUACUGGUAGUGAAAGCCCUAGCUCCUCUUACGCAAUCAUAAAGCAAGUUAGUCAAUUUGAAGCACAAUGUGCGUAUUUUAGGCAAUGUUCCAAAUUUUUGUCAGCUUUUAACAUAAGAGAUACAUAUGUUGAUAUGAAAAAUACGUUAACAAGAUGUUUUUGUGACCAAUGCAUUAAUAUGAACGAACAAGGUGCAAUGGUUACAUGUAACAGUUUAAAACAAUGGACAAGGUUUCAAUUUUCUCAGCAGCAAGACACACUAAAACGGAAGAUUAAGGAUUGGGACGUGGUGUAUUUUGCAAUUAAACCUCACAUUAUAAUAGACAUGUUAAAGAAAUGCUUUGUGCCUCUUGAAAGUGAGCAAGAUUUUGAUUUAGUUGUGGCACCAUCACUUGCAUACACCGUGCAAGAUAUGAAAAAUGAAAACUGGUCUUACAAAUUUACAGACCCUAGCACUGCUACAGAACUUUUUGCACAAACAGUUUUAGAAUGUUACGUUAGACCAGGAAGUUAUAAAAUUAUUGUACUUCCAAAUACUGACAAUGUUCAUGAAUGUGGCGCACCACUUGUUCCAGAGAAUUGGAAAAUAAAAGAUAAAAAAGAUAUUUAUCCGAAAUCAAUUCUUGUAAAAAUAUUUGAUAAAUAAAUUUGUAUCUUUAUGUGUUCAGAGUUUCAACAAGACAGGUGAAUAAACAAAUAAAUUGUAAUAAUAUUUGAAUUGUAUAUCAUCAUAUAUACUUUUACUUCUAAAGGGAUGGCUAAAUAAGAAAGGUGGUACCAGCUGUCAUGAAGAACCUUGUUUUCAUCUGCUAAUAGCACACAUAGAGCUUUGGAGAUUUUUCAAUAAAAUGUGUUGUGUCAUGAAGUUUUUAAUAAAAACCGGGCUGUCUAAGUCACACUUUGGUACAAUUAGCAUGGUAAAUUGAAAGGAAAUGGUACAUUGACCAUAACAGAUCAUUUAUGUAUAUAGGCUCUUCUAAAGUGAUAAAAUUGAUGCUUCAACAUCUUUUUUUUCUUAUUUAAAACAAUAUAAUAUAUCUAUAACCAAACUGAGGACAAAAAAGUGUUUGUGUAUACAUAUAUAAAUUUUUGGAAAAAAACAUGUGCUAUUUGUUAACACUGGUUGGCUUUAUUAAGUUUUUGUUUUAUAUAUAUUUACUUGUGUCAUAGACCUUAUAAUUUGUAAGAUAUAAUAAUUUAUAUAAUGUUAUUUUUUGGUACAAAGGUCGAAAUUUUACAUGCAUUAUUUUUUUUCAAGUUUAAUUCUGAUAAAUAACAACCCAGAGCUUGUGUAUAACGAAAUUUAAUAAUUAAAUUUUAUACAACGUAGGCUUACAUUAUGGAAACUAUUUAGAGAGAAGCUGUUUCGAGGCAUCUGAAAAAGUCAACAUUAUCAUCAUCAAUUGCAAGACCUUAUCAAGAUGGCCACACCUCAAGGUGGUCACAAGGGACAUUUAUUUUUUUUUCUAAGUAACUUUUUGUUAUUCCAUUUUAUGUGGCAAAAAAAAUGAGCAUGUUUAUUUCGCAACAGGACUGAUAAAUUAUAUUUACAUAGUUACUGCAAUUUGAAAUUAACAGCAUUUAAACUCAACAGGCAUUCAAAAAUAUAAAAAACUUGAUUAUUAGUAUAUACUUUAAUUUGGUCCUUACAUUUUGGCAAAUUCUCCUAAAAUAUCAAAUAGUUUUUAGUCUUAGAGUUUUCUCCUAAAAUCUUCUAAAAUUAUAAAUUUUAAAUAUGUGGUGACCUUUCUCAUGGUCCUUUUUUGAAUUGUUGGUUUACACUCAUUUUUCAUGUCCUUACAAGCAUGUUUUUGCUAUUAACUAGUGAUCUUUGUGUUUAUCUUUAUGUCAAUAUAGCAUACUAUAUUUUCUUUAAUGUUUUAAGUAUUUUCUUGGGACCUGUAUUCUAUAUUUUUUUUAGAAUACGCAAAUAUAUGUAAAUAUUUUUGAAGUUAUUGUUUUUGUUUUCUUUUUACUUUUUGUGACACACAAUUUUUUUUGUACAUGGUUUUAAGGGCCAGGACAGAAAAUUUUUAGAAAGCUUUGAUGAUAUAGAAACAAUUUUUUUUUUAAUUUUGAUUGCUUUUUAUAUUUGAGGCUUCGCAGUGAAAUUCAUCUUCUCUAAUAACUGCUUCUAAUAUAAAGAAGGAGCUUUAAAGAAAAUGUUGUAGGAACUCUUACAAAGAACUUUGGGAUAGAGGCAUGACAUGAACAUUAUCUGCAUGUCAAAUCAUGCUCAUUUAUAUAUUUUUUUCAAAAUGUACAUUAUUAUGAAAUAAAAUAAUAUCUUCUAGUAUUAUUCACAUAAUAUAGAAUGUGGUUAUUUCUCA